Otolemur garnettii (small-eared galago) is the source of this 1818-nucleotide messenger RNA. RefSeq names its product mortality factor 4 like 1 (gene MORF4L1). The transcript has 12 exons. Gene Ontology annotation, biological process: chromatin organization; regulation of DNA-templated transcription. Bases 186 to 1157 code for a protein of 323 amino acids. The record is from RefSeq and is a predicted model, not a curated record. Lineage: Eukaryota; Metazoa; Chordata; Mammalia; Primates; Galagidae. Gene Ontology annotation, cellular component: NuA4 histone acetyltransferase complex; nucleus.
GUUGGCUGCAGCCAGGGCUACGCGAGUCGCGGCGCAGUGAGGUAUACCGGCGCUGGCAAAUCGGGCCCGGGAUGUAGAGCUGGCGGUUCUUGACGGCACGUCUGACGCGGAGUUGGGUGGGGUAGAGAGUAGGGGGCGGUAGUCGGGGGUGGUGGGAGAAGGAGGAGGCGGCGAAUCACUUAUAAAUGGCGCCGAAGCAGGACCCGAAGCCUAAAUUCCAGGAGGGUGAGCGAGUACUGUGCUUUCAUGGGCCUCUUCUUUAUGAAGCAAAGUGUGUAAAGGUUGCCAUAAAAGACAAACAAGUGAAAUACUUUAUACAUUACAGUGGUUGGAAUAAAAAUUGGGAUGAAUGGGUUCCAGAGAGCAGAGUACUCAAAUAUGUGGACACCAAUCUGCAGAAACAGCGAGAACUUCAAAAAGCCAAUCAGGAGCAGUAUGCAGAGGGGAAGAUGAGAGGGGCUACCCCAGGAAAGAAGACAUCUGGUCUGCAACAGAAAAAUGUUGAAGUGAAAACAAAGAAGAACAAGCAGAAAACACCUGGAAAUGGAGAUGGUGGCAGUACCAGUGAGACACCUCAACCUCCUCGGAAGAAAAGGGCUCGGGUAGAUCCUACUGUUGAAAAUGUGCGUUCAUUCAUGAACAGAGUUGAAGUUAAAGUAAAGAUUCCUGAAGAGCUAAAACCUUGGCUUGUUGAUGACUGGGACUUAAUUACCAGGCAAAAACAGCUCUUUUAUCUUCCUGCUAAGAAGAAUGUGGAUUCCAUUCUGGAGGAUUAUGCAAAUUAUAAGAAAUCUCGUGGAAACACAGACAAUAAGGAGUAUGCUGUUAAUGAAGUUGUGGCAGGGAUAAAGGAAUACUUCAAUGUAAUGCUGGGCACUCAGCUCCUGUACAAAUUUGAGAGACCGCAGUAUGCUGAAAUUCUUGCAGAUCACCCUGAUGCACCCAUGUCCCAAGUAUACGGAGCACCACAUCUACUGAGAUUAUUUGUACGAAUUGGAGCGAUGUUGGCCUAUACACCUUUGGAUGAGAAGAGCCUUGCUUUAUUACUGAACUAUCUUCAUGAUUUCCUAAAGUAUCUGGCAAAGAAUUCUGCAACCUUGUUUAGUGCCAGCGAUUACGAAGUGGCUCCUCCUGAGUACCAUCGGAAAGCUGUGUGAGAGAUGGUCUCACCCCAUAUAUGUUUGGAUCUCUGUAAACACAUUUUUGUUCUUAGUCUUUCUCUUGUACAAACAAUGUACUUUGAAGAUGUUAGUGUAUAACAGGAUUGAUGUUUGUUUUCUUUUUGAUUUUAAACAGAGUAAAUAAAAGGGGUUCUAGCUCCUUUUUUCUUUUCUUUUUUUCAUUUCAAAGUUGCUACCAGUGUAUUCAGUGAUGGACAACAGAAAGACAUGCUGUAGAGUGUUUUAUUGCCUAGUUGACAAAGCUGCUUUUGAAUGCUGGUGGUUCUAUUCCUUUGACACUACGCACUUUUAUAAUAUGUGUUAAUGCUAUAUGACAAAAUGCUCUGAUUCCUAGUGCCAAAGGUUCAAUUCAGUGUAUAUAACUGAACACACUCAUCCAUUUGUGCUCCUUCUUUUUUUUUUUUUAUGGUGCUUAAAGAGCUCAUCCUUUGCAAGUCAUCCAUGUUGUUCCUUAGGCAUUUUAUCUUUGCUCAAAUUGUUGAAGAAUGGUGGCUUGUUUCAUGGUUUUUGUAUUUGUGUCUAAUGCACGUUUUAACAUGAUAGACGCAAUGCAUUGUGUGGCUAGUUUUCUGGAAAAGUUGAUCUUUUAGGAAUUGUUUUUCAGAUCUUCAAUAAAUUUUUUCUUUAAAUUUCAAAA